GUGAACUUGUUCCCCUUCAGAGAUGCGUGGCUGGCCGUUCCCCCACACAAGCCUGACCGCAAAUCAGAAAUUCUGUCUCAAAAGCAUCACGACAAGCCAGUGCCAACCAAUCGCGGCCAUGGCAUGUCUCCCUGAAAUGGACGCUUAUUCGCUGCGGACAAUCCAGGUGGAGGUGAUCCGGUGGGAUGCUUGGCACUACCUGCAGGCUUCGGUGCCGAAGCAGUGUGCCAUCGUAUCACAUCCCUUCUUGGGAUGUGGGCAAAGAAAGUCAUCCUUUCCGGAACGGGAUGCCGCGGUGCGCCAUCGGCAAAGAGAUUUUCAAUGGGGAAUGAAAGACUGAAACGACGAUGGCUGGACUGCGGUUGACCGCAUACGUCAACCUCCAGCCCAAACCGCCCAAGCCACGGUCCGUUCAAAGCCACUGCACAAUGCCGGCCAUUUCGGGAUCUCUCUUAUCGCUCGCCCGCGCCGAGCACUUGCACUGGGCCGACGGCGUUGUCCGCACCCUCCAGUCCCGGCAAAACCCCAAGACAGUCGAGUCCAAGGCCACCGUCGGACCAAUCUAUUCGGGCGAGGGACGUCCAGGAGGAGACGAACACGGCCUGAGGAUCCCUACAAACGUCAUCAUCGCCUCAGUGGUGUCAGUCGUUGCCUUUUUCGCCCUCGUCACAGCGCUCUGCGCCUUGUUCGACUACCGGAGACGGCAAAAAGCCAAAAAGAAGUCAAAUUCGGAGGCGGAGGUGGCGAUGAAGGAAAGGAGUGCGUCCGUCAGUGACUGCUCGGUCGAUGCGCCGCCGCCGCCGUACGAGGCCGCCCACCUGCCAUACCGCCAUCCGGCGGUGGUACACCAGUGGAAUAACCACUCGCGCGAGGUCAACAACAACAAUGAUGCGGAGGGAAAUGUUACGGUCGAGCAUGUUGAGCUAAGACAGACGGUAAUGAAUGGCGUGGAGACAGGGACGGAUGCCAGUGGUGAUAGGAGGUGAUCAUGAUGCGCAUGACGGAUAUUCCAGACAUGGACAUGGCGGGACCGGGGUUGGCGAGCAGACGUGAUGGAAUAUGAGUAUGAACAACCCCAGGUGUAGUUUGUUUUCUUACUUGCGAGUUGGGUUUGUACUCGGGGCCGCUUUGGUGUAUACAAGAAGAGGCC
Molecule: messenger RNA, 1150 nt
Organism: Canariomyces notabilis
Lineage: Eukaryota; Fungi; Ascomycota; Sordariomycetes; Sordariales; Chaetomiaceae
Exons: 3
Coding region: 348-986 (212 amino acids)
Source: RefSeq, a predicted model, not a curated record